AUGUAUGAUUUGCUGAACGACUACAACAAUUUGGAUGCGAAGCCAGGCGUAGAAGCGACAAAGAAGCUGGGUAAUUUCUUUCAGUCGUUGAAUCUUGAUAUCCACAAAAACGGCAUCUUUGUUCCUAGACUCACUCUUAAAUAUCUCUGGCACACAAAAAGCAAAGACUGCGAGUUUCAGUUAUUCAAAGGAAAUGAAGAAUUGUAUCACAAAUACAGAGAUGAUCUGAAAAAGACGACCAGAAUUAGAAAAGGAAAGCCUUGUCAGGGAAUACUUGGAUAUGAUACCAAUGCUUUAUAUCUGUGGGCGAUAAGUCAAGAUAUGCCGUGUGGUGAGCACCAAGUAGUUCAAGUCUAUCCCGGUAUUCUGAAAGAUGUCUUGGAUAACACGUUCUUUGGAAUGAUAGAAUGUGAUAUUGCUGUUCCUGAGCAUUUAAAGGAGCACUUUGCUGGAAUGCCUCCUAUUUUCAAGAAUGUUGAGAUUACAUGCAAUGAUUUAAGCUCUGACACACAGGCACAUGUCAACCCAAAUUACAAAAGUAACAGAUUAGUUGAAAAUUUCUUGAAGCACGAGACAGUCAAGAUUGUUACUGGAGAUAACUACAUCAAAAACAUCAGAAGGAAUGAUUAUAUUGAACAUCAAGACAUGAACAAAGGAUGCGAGUUUCGUUUCAAAAAGAUGUCGUUCAAACAAAGUUUACCAAUUCACAUUAGAUUUCAAGUGUAUCAAUUAGCGAAACUACGAGUGCUUCAAUUUUACUACGACUCUAUUGAUUAUUCCAUUGACAAAAGUGAUUAUCAGUACUGUAUGAUGGACACUGAUUCAGCUUACAUUGCUAUAUCUGAUGAAUCGUUAGAAGUCAUAAAACCAAGCUUAAAAGAUGAAUUUAAAAAGAAUCGGCAUCUGUGGUUGGAAAGAGACGAUACCAUUGAGAAUAAGGUGUAUGACAGCAGAACACCGGGUCUGUUCAAGUUGGAAUAUGAAGGAAACUGUAUUAUAUCAUUGGUCAGUAAAAUGUACUAUUGUGAUGAAAACAAAUUCAGUUCAAAAGGGAUUAACAAGAAACAAAAUGAAAUUACAAAACAAAAGUAUGUGGAUGCUUUAAAAGUUACAGAUUAUAUCUACACUACAAACCCGAAGCUCACAAAAAUCUGGCAAUACCAUGGUCGUAAUACCACAUAUAUUACAUUGCAAACUGACACAACACUAAUUGACCAAUAUCAAAUCAUUUAA
Messenger RNA from Batrachochytrium dendrobatidis JAM81, 1233 nucleotides. RefSeq lists its product as uncharacterized. The transcript is spliced from 4 exons. Lineage: Eukaryota; Fungi; Chytridiomycota; Chytridiomycetes; Rhizophydiales. Bases 1 to 1233 code for a protein of 410 amino acids. The record is from RefSeq and is a predicted model, not a curated record.